Molecule: messenger RNA, 432 nt
Organism: Rotaria sordida
Lineage: Eukaryota; Metazoa; Rotifera; Eurotatoria; Philodinida; Philodinidae
Source: the annotation of a GenBank genome assembly
CUUUCUUUGCUAUUUUGUAGACUCUUACCGAAUUAGAUUUGUCUUUCAAUAAAAUCACAAAUCAUGGUGCAGAUAAUUUAGCAUGCGGUUUACAACAGAAUAAAGUAAACUAUUUUCUCAUAUGGUUUCUCUUAUACUUCUCAGAAAAUUUCGAAGUCUUUUUCACUUUGAAAUAAGUAGAUAAAUCUUGCUUCACAUUAUUCGAUAAUCCUUAAGAUCAUAUUCAUAUAAUGGAAUCUUGAAUUUUUCACAUAGACACUUACUGUGUUGAAUCUUUCUGGAAAUCAAAUUGGAGAUGCAGGUAUUCAAAAGUUAGCAGAUAUUCUGCAAGUUAAUAAAACAUUGAUCAGUUUACAACUUAUACAGAAUCAAAUCAGCAAGCGAAUUCAACAAGAAUUGAAUUCAAAAGACUCCAGAAUUGCAAUAAAAUGA